AUGCCUACCCUUGCCCUGCCAGCCACUGCCCCCCUGAAGCCCAAGACGGCGCACCGCGCGGCCUGCAAGCGCAUCAUCGAGGCAGGCAAGACCCCGACGCGCGCCGGCGUCAACUUCACCGCGGCCGAGCGCGGCAAGAACAAGUCCACCAACGAGGGCAAGGCCGACCGCGGGAAGGCAGAUCUCCAGGAAGGCCAGAAGGCAGCACGCGGUACCAUUUCCGGGAAGAAGGGAGAUGUCCAACAGCGAAAGAACAAGGGCCGUGGCGGGGAGACGGCCCACGAGCGCGGCGGUGGGAGCAAGAAGGCGGACGUUACCCUGUCAAGGGUCACUCAGGUAGACAAGGUGACCCCGGAGCAGGCAAGGUUCAACCACUAUCGGUGUUCUUUCGUCGACCCGAGCACAGGGGCGAAUGCGGCGAGAUCAAGCUGUGGGACUAGAGAGUCCUCAAGGACCUUAGGCCCAGCGGCAAGGGUGAGUGGAUUGCCUGCUUGGAUACCCACCAGCCCAGGAAGAACGGAGUGCGGGUGCACUGUGCGGCCUUCGAGCCGUGGUGGAAGACCGGGAAGGCGGUCGACGACGGGGAGUGCCUGGUCGGAAAGCAGGGGGUCAAGUACCUGUCGGCCAAACCUGCUUCCGCUACCGUGACCUGCCACCAGACCGCAUACAAAAAGCUUUUGGCUGAAUAGCGAGACGUAGACGGGCGGGGGGCGACGAGUUGGCGUGUAAUUUACGGAUUUUUUCUGUAUUGACGUGCUCUGGUGUGUCACAGUGGGCGUAAGCUCGAGCCGAGAAACAUAAUCUGGAAGCAGUGUCACCCUACGGAGAUAUUCGUCAACCUCGGUCAAUCCGGAAAAAGGAGUCCG
Ectocarpus sp. CCAP 1310/34 is the source of this 866-nucleotide messenger RNA. The record is from the annotation of a GenBank genome assembly. Lineage: Eukaryota; Phaeophyceae; Ectocarpales; Ectocarpaceae.